Messenger RNA from Colletotrichum aenigma, 4797 nucleotides. It is a transcript of the gene hrr1-0, whose product is annotated as Helicase required for RNAi-mediated heterochromatin assembly 1. Gene Ontology annotation, molecular function: helicase activity. The coding region runs from base 1 to 4797 and encodes 1598 amino acids. The transcript has 2 exons. Gene Ontology annotation, cellular component: nuclear RNA-directed RNA polymerase complex. The record is from RefSeq and is a predicted model, not a curated record. Gene Ontology annotation, biological process: regulatory ncRNA-mediated heterochromatin formation. NCBI's taxonomy places the organism in Eukaryota, Fungi, Ascomycota, Sordariomycetes, Glomerellales, Glomerellaceae.
AUGGCCCUUGAUCUUGUUGAGCAAGACGCCAGUCUAGCCCAGGAAGUCAUCAGAGAGAUCGCAUCUGACCGCAGACUCAAUCUGAUCAGGGACGUCCUCGAGGGGCUUUCGCCAAGCAAGACACCAGCCGAGAAAGCGAGCCUCUGGGAGUCACGCAUCUCUCCGCUAUUCCGAGUCAUCAUUCACCCGGCGAUUGUUGAUUCAGUCGUCGUGGAACAGGAGACAACCACAAUCUAUCGGUCUUUUCUGGGAAUCGAUGCAACCCGCCUCAAGCACCUCUUUGAAUUUGUCCUUCAUCUCGUCGCCCACUGGUCUGAGCUACCCUUCCGCGAAUCCGAGGCAUCUGGCCUCGAAGCCAUCUCCCUUGCGUGUGGUCUCUUAGCCAAAGUCAUCGACACGAGCGCAGCGAACAUUGUCAAUUCACACUUCACAUCAAUCGUCGAGGAUAUCCAACUCCGUCUCGACGUCUUUGGCAACGGUGCGGAGGCCUUCUACUCGAUGCAGGCCUCAAAGUAUCUAGACUACGUCCGGCGUCGACUUGGCAUAGGCCACUCUUUACCCGAUGUCGCACAUAAGAAUGCCAACUCGGGUGCCAUGGCCGAGUUCAUCCUCGCCGAGGAUCUGCCCGGGCGGCUCUCGCUCAGAGGACGUCGCCACGAUAACGACCAUGCCGACAUCGCCAAGAUCAGGAUAAUGCCCACUCUCGAAGAGAUCAUGUCAUUCAGAGACGAGUACUUGCCCACAGUCAACCCCUCGCAGCACCACUUGCAAGGGCUUCGGGGCUUGCUAGAUCGCCAUUUCCGGCUGCUCCGCGAGGAUACACUGCACGAUCUCCGGAAUGCCAUCCGCACAAGGGUCGAGUCGAACAAUCGGGUGCGCGAAAUUAGGACGAGAAUUGUAGUCUACGACUACGCCACCGCCGUCGAGACCACGUUUGACAAGCGGGAUGGUCUUGAAUUCGUCGUCAAGUUCGACCAGCCAAAGGCAGCCAAGGAGUUGGACAAAGCCCAGCGAGCUGCAUGGUGGGUACAGACCAAAAGGCUCACAGAUGGUGCACUCGUCUGCAUCGUCGAUGACAUUGGCAACGUCUUCUUUUUCCAAGUCUCAAGGUCUACCGUCCGGACACCGCACAACCCGACUCAGCAGACCCAGCAGGAAGACGCGGCAGACGCUCCCAAGUAUAGCUUGCCGGAUGACAACCGCCACGCGUUCGUUCAUCUGAAGCUUGUGGAUACCGGAGUCGACGAGGUCAAGCGCGCCCUUCUGUGGUUCAAAAACAUGGGUUCAAGACAGCACCGACAAAUGUUUGAGUUCCCGUCGAUCCUUCUUCCUGCAUUUGCCCCUCCUUUGAAAGCCCUACAAACAAUGUCUCAAAAGGUCGACCUUCCUUUUCAAACUAUCCUCACUCUUCAGGCGGGGGAUCAACCACCCGAGAUUCCACCUCCGCUGUACUCCAUGCGUCCGGGCUUUUCUUUCGAUCUCAGUACUAUUGCCAACGACGGGAAAGCGCUGUCGUUUACUCCUGGUGAACCUGUUGAUCCAGCCGAGCUCAGCAGACACUCCACGCUGGACCUGACUCAGUCAGGGGCUAUACUAGAUUCCCUCAGUCGAUCUUUCGCUUUGAUCCAAGGGCCUCCGGGCACAGGAAAGAGUUACACGGGUGAAGCUCUCAUCAAGGUGCUACUUGCAAACAAAUCCAAGGCCAAGCUGGGACCGAUCAUGUGCGUUUGUUACACAAACCACGCCCUGGACCAGCUUCUGGAGCAUCUUGUUGAUGGGAAGGUCCAGAAUAUCGUCAGGAUCGGCUCUCGCUCCAAGUCGGAGAGACUCGAGCCUGUCAACCUCCGUAAGGUCGUCGAGGGCAUGACCCGCACAAGGACCGAACGCAGAGCACUGUACGAGUCGAUCGAGGCACUUGAGUCUGAAGCCGAUUACGUGGCCAGGAAUCUCACUACCUACAAAUACCUCAACACAAACGAGAAGAUCCGAGCGUUUCUUGCAGCGCAGCAUCCUUCUCAACAUGAUGAGCUCUUUGGUCCAGAGCAAAGCAACGAAGAUGCGGAAGAUGGUUGGGAGACGGUCCGUCACGGGAGGAAGAAGGCCAUGGAAGUCUGGCUGCACGGUGGUUUAGUGACCAAAGUCCCCAGUCGCACCAUGACGCAGCUUUAUCAAACGAGACUAUCAGAGAUGAGCCGCCAAGAGCGUCUCCUUCUGCACCAAGAUUGGGUCCGUCAGGCACUCGACCCCGAGCUGAGAAGGUUGUCUUCGGCGCAUGAGACAUACGAGAGCAUGCGAGACAGGAACAACCGCGUCAGAAGCUCAAUCGAUCUUCGUGCUCUGCAGCAGGCAAACAUCAUUGGAGUCACUACUACAGGGCUCGCCACCAACCUCGAUCUUCUCCGGCGCGUCAACGGCAAAGUCUUGCUGUGUGAAGAAGCAGGUGAGGUCCUUGAGGCCCAUUUGCUGACUGCCUUGCUCCCAACCAUCGAACACGCCAUCUUGAUUGGGGAUCAUCUCCAACUGCGACCUCAAAUUCAAGACUGGAGGCUUCAAAGUGCCAAUCCAGCCGGCAAGAAGUACUCGUUGGAUGUGUCCCUUUUUGAACGUCUUGCAAACACCCCCAAAUUCCCCUUCAGCAUCCUCGACACGCAAAGACGUAUGCAUCCAUCAAUCUCCGAGCUUGUUCGCUCUACCUUGUACCGAUCCUUAUCAGAUUCGGAUGCGGUUCAGGACUACCCGCCCGUCUGCGGAUUGGCCAAGAGGCUCUUCUGGCUUCAUCAUGAGAGUCCCGAAUCCGGUCGAAGGUCUGACCAGGAUUCCAUCGAAACCUCAUACUCGAACGAUUUUGAGAUAGACAUGGUGGUGGGCUUAGUCUCCCAUCUUCUGAGACAGGGUGUCUACAAGUCGGGCGAAAUUGCCGUGCUGACGCCCUACUUGGGUCAGUUGAACAAGUUGCGACAGAAGCUCGGGUCUACCAUGCACAUUGUUAUCAACGACCGAGACAUGGACGAUCUGGCUGGUCUGGAAUCACCCGAUACGAAUUUCCAAGACUCUCCGAAGAAGGGAGCGGCAAAGUCUUCUGCGCUACAAGGAGUACGUGCUGCAACAGUGGACAACUUCCAAGGCGAGGAAGCCAAUGUUGUCAUCAUCUCUCUCGUGCGAAGCAACAAUGAGCGGAGAUGUGGCUUCCUCAGCACAUCCAAUCGUAUCAAUGUGUUGCUGUCCCGAGCCAAGCACGGGAUGUACAUCAUCGGCAACUCCCAGACUUCCAUCCAUGUUCCAAUGUGGGCUAAAGUCAUCAACCUCAUGCAGCAGGAGGGAAACUUUGGCAACGAGCUUGAGCUGCAGUGCCCGAGACACCAUGAUAACAAGAGCCCAUCUCUGUGCGGCGAAUUAUGCCCGAGCGAGCAUUUCUGUCAGAAAUGUGCGUCUGAUGACAUCAAAAACACCAUCGUCGACCUCAUCAUGAUGAGCGAUUACCGAUCUAUUGACCUCGACGAAGAACCUUGCGUUUUCCCUGACUGCGGUCAUUUCUUGACAUAUUCCACCAUGGAUGGGCAGAUGAGACUUCAAGACGUUUACGACAUAUCCCCGGACGGUGUCCCAGUCGCGGUCAAAAGCGGCUCACAGCCCUUCGAUCUGUCAAAGACGAUCAGCGUAUGCCCCAAUUGCAGGGGUUCCUUGCGGAACAUCUCUCGCUAUGGCAGGAUCGUCCGUCGAGGCCUCCUCGAUGAGUCAACAAAGAAGUUCAUCAGUUGGUCCAAUAGCCAGUGGCAAAGGCUCUCGGAGGCCUUCUUUAGUGCCCAGGGUGCUCUACAAAACACAGACAAAGGGGCUUUUGUGUUUCCCGUUCAAAAGCUGGAAGGAUACGACCUGGAAGGAGCCCGUCACGAACAAAUGGCCCACCUUCUCAAGAUUACUGGCGGUAGCCGCCACAAGGCAAUGAGAAGAGUCCGCAAUCAGAUUGUCAACCUCCUUGGACAGGUCAAGAAAGACGAACAGCCCUACCAACGCGUGGCCCAUCUCGUCUGGCACGUCAACCGUCGCCGGCAAAAGGAGACAAACGGCUUCUCCUUCGACGAGUCUGCUAUUCAAAUGGGAAGCUACCUCCAGGCAAUGACACUGCUUCUACGGUGCGACCUUCUCCUCGUAUCUGACUUUGUGAGUCUUUGCCGCAACUCCACCAAUAGCGCCGUCAAGUCGGUGAAGGUCGAUGUAUCCACAUACAUCAAAGACUGCAAAGAGCUCAUUCAGACCGCCCACAUCCGGAACUACGCUAGACAGGAGGUAGAGGGUCACAUAUUUGUUAGCAUGUUUUGCUCCUUUGUCACGCCGCCGAGCGUGGAGCCGGCAACAGCAGCGAUGGAGAACAGGCCGCAGCCAACAGCUGGAGAUCUAUCCAGAUCCCACGAGCGGAUGAAAGAGCUCGGCUUGCAUCAUUUGAUUGUCGCCAAGGAACUGAUGGAGAAGCAUCCUUCGACGGCCGUUCUCGAAAGCGAGUACGACACGGCAUGGCGCAUGCUCCACGACGGCAUCUUCUACAGCGAGGUCUCCAGCGACGAGAUGCGUAGUGUCUACCAGGCUAUGUCGAAGGAGUUCUUAGGGACUGGUCACUGGUACACCUGCCGCAACGGCCAUCCCUUUACAAUUGGAGAAUGCGGCAUGGCAAUGGAGGCAACGAGAUGCCCAGAAUGUGGAGAGGCUGUGGGUGGGAGAAAUCAUCAAUCAGCAGAGGGCGUUCGGCACGCGCGAGACAUCGAGGCGCUCGGUUCUGGCAUUUCUGGCAUGCGAAUGUAG